Molecule: messenger RNA, 3852 nt
Organism: Fusarium keratoplasticum
Lineage: Eukaryota; Fungi; Ascomycota; Sordariomycetes; Hypocreales; Nectriaceae
Exons: 4
Coding region: 1-3852 (1283 amino acids)
Molecular function (GO): protein binding
Source: RefSeq, a predicted model, not a curated record
AUGGAUGAAAGCGAGAGACCGAGGGGUAACUAUCAGCUACGUCAACUGCUUCUGUGCUUCCAGUGUCACAGAGUCCCGUUCGACUUGAUUAGACGAGCCUGCGAACCGAAAUCGGCAUGGUCUGCGGCUGGGGAGAUCAAGCAGAUACAGCCCCACGAAGGGGGGGUGCCACGAUGGCUACUUGACUUUCGAGAGGCACACCGACUCCUGUUCGACUGCGACGAUCGUUCCACUGCUCCUUGCCCCGAUGGCGUACAACUUGUCAAGGACUGCGGCAUCUGGUAUUUCGAGACACGGCCAAACGACAGUCUUGGACCAGACGAGAAUGAGCAGAACCAAGAUACAUACGCCUUGCAGUGCAUCCGUAUUUUCAACCAUGCAUUCCCCUGCCGGAACACAGAUGUGCUUGGUGAAGAAGUUGCUGCUAGCUUGAUCCCCCUAGCAAAGGCGUUUCUGCUCCCUUUGCUCGCAUCCGUCUCGGAAAAGGAUAUUCAGAAUUGGCUCCUGCCUAAAGAGAGAGGAAUACAAUUCGCAAUUAACCUCUUUGACUGUCUGUUACAGAUAAUCACCUUCUCGGGACUGAAUAGUCCUUUCUACCCAGUGAGCUUCCCUCGAAAGAUGGUUAAUGCGAUCGACAUACCCAAUACCCAAUACUGUGGCGACCAAGGCCGUGGAGUGGAUCGCUGUCUUGACAUUUUCUCUGAAAUGAUUGAGGCGAUUUCCUCUUCAUCACCAGAAGACUUUGAAAGGCUCGCCUUGAACACCGGUUGUGGCGAUCUUGAUGAGAGGUCUAACGCGUGGACCGGUCUCGCACUUGAACUACUUCUGUCCAGCCAGACGGCCGAGAGACCACGGCCACAACCCCUUUCCGAUGCCAUUGCGAAGGCCGCUGCUUCCUGGAGUCCAAAGUCAACAACACAUCCAUCUCCCAUGGAGUAUCUCAUCGCCAUCGGGUUACUUCCACGUGCUCAGCUCCGAACCAUUUCACUUCCGCGAUCCCUCGGCAUGGAGCUUAGCAUACUUCGAGGGCUGCUUCUUUCUAGAAUGCAAUACCACGAUGAAGCUGCCACAGUCUUGCACGCUAAUUUCCCAGCCGCAAUUACUCAUUGGGGCUUGGCAUCUUUCCAAGUUGGGAUUGUUGCAGCCGAAAGUGCCAACUGUUACAAUAUCCUACGAAAGGAGGAUGUUGCCAACACUAUAGCGGCCCGUUGCCUUGCCGCAAGAAACACCCCCGAGUUUUCUAGUCGACCAGAUUGGUUCUACUUAAGUCUCUAUCUCGUAGAUUCCCUCAUCGGAAGCGGAAGAUACGCAGAGGCUAAAUCGGCUCUUGAACAUCUCAUUAGCCAGCCUCCGAUUGCCCCUGCAAUCCACAUGAUGGGUUACCUACGUCUCUCUAAGAUUCGCCGAAGAGUCCCGGAAGAGGAUGGGAUACGUGAACCUCAUCAUUCUUUACAUGAAGGGCUUGGCCUAUUUCGCCAAGUGCAUAGUGCUCUUCGAGAAGAGUACUUGGAGGAAGUAGCCUGCAGUCUUGAAGCGGCGGCGACGACAACAACAAAGGGGAGUCUUGAGGCACAAAAGUCGCUGAUUCGUGGUGUCAACGACCUUUUGAGCCAGACAAGUCUACGGAAAAGCCCGGCUCAGAAGAGAUUUACGCAAGCACAACUUGAGUUCGGGCAACGCACCCUUCGACAAGAGAAUAACAUCAUUGCACCGGGAUAUGCAACCCACUGGUCUAUGCCAAUUACACGAGUUAGGGGCGAUGCAGUCGGCCACUCGAACCCAGCAUCCUCCCCUAUCAUUGACAGCAUACCACCACCUAUUGCGACCCGAAGAGUCUUCUCCGUCCCGUAUGAGAGAGAUGAACGUUUUGUCAUGGUUCCAGCUGUCGAUGAGCUGUAUCGGACUCCUCAACUUGAAGAUAAGAUUGUUGUUCACUCUCUCCAUGGGGAGGUGGGAGUUGGCAAGACCUCUCUUUCUACCGAGUUCGCCUACAGAGUGAAAGAUUCCUACUAUGCCAUUAUAUGGAUUAGGGACGCGCCACUGAAUGAGAUCUUCGAUUACCUUUCUAGAGUCGCUGCAAAGCUUGAACUGAACGAUGCGGAGUCGUCAAUGCCGAUUCAUCCAGAUCAAGCCCGAGAGCAGAUGUUCAGAUGGUUCGCACACCCGCGCAAAGACAACUUUGGAGGGUCAUGGUUGAUAGUUUUCGAUGGCAUCGAAGACGCAGGAGUCAUUCGUCAGCUUUGGCCAACCGGAGGUCAAUUUGGCACUGUCCUUGUCGUCACCCGGAGGAAGCCUCUAUUCCUCGACGACUUGACCGUCGGUGCACCUCGAUAUAUCAAGUUGGGACCAUUGAAUUCAACAGACGCAAUAACAUUGACUAGGCGAUACUUGAACUUCUCUAUUGAGGCACUUCUUGAGCCUGGCGGAUCCAUUUCGCGAGACUGGUUCAAGCACCAGCGUUUACUAUCAGAAUUCCUUCAGGGUCAUCCGGCUGCCAUCAAGCAAGCAACGUCACUCAUCUCUAGGCAUAACAUGGAGGUUUGGGACUUCAUUGCGGCAUACAAAAUUGAACAAAUUUUUGGCUCAAACUCAAUGGCAAAGGACGAGAUUCUUCAGCAGCCCAACCACAACAUCCACCUCAUUACAAUCUGGCGACUGAAUCCUGGCGACGGCGAGCCUCUGUUGAACGUCAUCUCUCUUCUCUCUCCGUUCGGGAUCACUGAAAAUUUCCUGUGGCCCAAUGAAUCCUUUCCCAAGCUGGAUGGCUAUCCUCAAAGCAUGUCAGAGUUCGAGGAAAUGCGAAACCAGCUACUUGAAUCGUCCCUGAUCUGGAAGGCAAGUGCACAGCAAAGCCUCUAUACUUCCCCGGCGGUGCAGACCAUCUUCAGGCAACGCAUGGAUCAGCCAGCCUUUCUUCGAGCCUACUGCAGAGCCCUUCUUUUACUUGCUGAUGCCUGGCCAUGCGAGUUUAAAGACUCUCUCUUCAUUGGCUCUUCUACACCAACCCUGACACGGUGUGCCGGUCUAUGGCGCCACGUUUCCAAGCUUUGCGAUGAGCUUGAUCAGUUUUCCUCAUCACUAAAUUCGUUGCUGGAGGUUGCCCAGAUACGUGGAAUCCUUUUGGACAUAUCAUGGUGCGCCAUUAAACGCCACAAGUACCACCAGGCCGACUCGUUUCUUAAUUUCGUCAGCCGCAUUCUUGACAUUCACGGCCCAAACAGCCCACUCCCAUUCCCCCGCGAUAUUUCCAGGGAGCUGUGCCUAGUCAACCAUCACAAAGGGAUGCUCGCUUACAGAAAGGGGAUGAAUGGCAGAGCUUGUUCUUACUUUGAGUCCUGCUUAAGACUAUCUGUCAGUGAUUUAGAGCCUGGGUCAGACGAUUACUGGCUCAUCCAAGCUGUUGCCCAUCACGGAGUUGGGGGGGUCAAGCGGAGAGCCGACGACAUUCCCGCGUCCAUAGUCUCCUAUGAGAUGAGCAUCAAAGCCCUAGAGCACAUCAAAGGAAAACAUGGACAAGACCUGUCAUUUGUCAGGGUAAAGUUGGGGCUUGCUCUGCUCAUGAAUGAGCAGCCCGAGGAUGCAGAGAGGGUGCUCGAAGGGGCUCGGUCGCCAAAGUCCAUGACAAACCCAGCAGAUGGCAUUUUGGAUUCUUUAAGAAACGUCUUUCUGUUUUUUGGACUUGCCAUUGCCAAGUUAGUCCAAAAUAAGGCGGAGGAGAGCCUUCUACUGGCCUUGGAAUACCUGGACAAGGUCCAAUCCUCUUCUUCCCUGAAAGACAAGCUAGUCGAUGGCUUUCAUCUCGUCAUAUCUGGCAGCUAUGGUCGUAUAUCCGAGUUCAGCCGCGCCCAGUAA